CAGCUCUACUUUUGUAACACAACGAUCACAGAUGCCAGUGAAGAGCAGAGAAACACACAACUUGCAAACUUCUUAGCAUCCAGGUUUUGUCAAUAAUUUAAGGAGGCUACCUCAAGAAUUAUCUGUAAUCAUGUUGGAACUAAAAGCCAUUAAGAUUAGAAUCACUUUCGGUAUCAUUCUGGUUGGGAUUGCUUUAAUGCUGGCUGCGGUUAUGAGUGACCACUGGGCUGUUAUGAGUCCCAAAAUUGACGAUGAUAAUCCAGAUUGUGAGAUUGCACAUUUUGGUUUAUGGAGGCUUUGUACCAAGAAAAUACCCACAGACCCAGAGAGUAAAGUCCAAAACUGUGAACUAAGCCUUCCAGGAGAUUAUAGCUGUUCAUAUUUCAAACAUUUUACUUCAGGGGAAAAUGCCGAAAUCUUUGAGGUUACAACACAAAAAGAGUACAGCAUCUCAGCGGCUGCCAUUGCUAUCUUUGGAAUUGGUUUUAUGACAUUGGGUACAAUCUGUACCCUGCUGUCUUUCAAGCAGAAGUUGGAUUAUCUGCUGAAGCCGGCCGGUCUAUUCUACAUAUUUGCAGGACUGUGCAUUAUGAUCUCUGCAGAAGUCAUCAGGCAAUCUGUGCAGAGGAUGAUAGACAGUGAGGAUACCUUGUGGAUAAACUACUAUUAUUCCUGGUCUUUUGCCUGUGCCUGUUCAGCUUUCGCCAUUCUUUUCAUCUGUGGAAUUGCCUUGGUGCUCAUAUCCUUGCCUCGCAUGCCCAGAAACCCAUGGGAAACCUGUAUGGAUGCAGAACCGGAAAUGUGAGGAGUGUAUGAGUGAUAUCCUAUGACAAAUUAAUUAUGUGAUCAGGACAAGAAUUGGACUACAGCUUCUUACACAUUUUUUUAUGUUUACCCUUUUUUUCUUUUCAAAACCAUGGAUGGUUAUGAUCACAUACAUAGAAAUUCAUGGAAAUAAGCAGUUAUUGUCAGAUAGUGCUUAACUUUUAGAAUACACAAUCUCUCACAAAACUGUACAGCUUACAAAAGGACAGUUCAGGAAUAUGAAAUGACACCUGAGCUUUACUUAAAUUUCUCGAUUCAGAUAUAGCAUUGAAUUUGAAAAAUAAGCUUUCCAGUUUACUUCUAUUACCAACUGUGCACAAUCUUUAUUUACAGAAUUUCUGACACAUGUUCCUACUGAGCACGUGCAAGAGGUCACAGUGCUGAUGUCUGUAACAAGACACAGGGGCAGGGACAUGGAAGGACAUUUUGAAAUUGGUCACAAAACCCCCCCAAAUUCUUCUGCUCAUUUGAAGUAGUCACUAUUGCAUUGUCUUUUUUUUAUGAAUGUGUUUAUUAUGCAAUUCUAUAUUUUAUGGUCAUUAAAAAAAAAAAUACUGGAUUUGAAAAUCUUUUCAAGUGUUAUCAGUAAGUCAGUAGCAAGGGAUACUAUUGACAUUUCUUGCCUGUUACAUACAAUCAUUAUGCAUAUUCAAAAUAUAUACACCUUCCAUAAAGUACAUUAUUAAUGGAUGCUUUGUUAAGAACCAAGUAUCUAUGUGUCGCUUUAUUCAGAAUCUGGUAAAAUGCAAUGUUAAAAAUUAUAGAUGCUAAAGAAAGAUAUUUAUUUCAGUUUAUAAUCUCAAGUGUUGUAAAUUGUAUGGAAACUAUGGAUUGCAAGGGAGGUUUGGAAGGGGGGAGCUGGUUUAUGUUUUAUGUAAUCACUUGAUGUCUUUAAACGUUAAAAAAUAUAGAACUAGACAAAUUGUC
Bombina bombina (fire-bellied toad) is the source of this 1752-nucleotide messenger RNA. RefSeq names its product calcium voltage-gated channel auxiliary subunit gamma 1 (gene CACNG1). Bases 131 to 805 code for a protein of 224 amino acids. NCBI's taxonomy places the organism in Eukaryota, Metazoa, Chordata, Amphibia, Anura, Bombinatoridae. Gene Ontology annotation, biological process: calcium ion transmembrane transport; regulation of calcium ion transmembrane transport via high voltage-gated calcium channel. The transcript has 4 exons. The record is from RefSeq and is a predicted model, not a curated record. Gene Ontology annotation, cellular component: L-type voltage-gated calcium channel complex; membrane. Gene Ontology annotation, molecular function: calcium channel regulator activity; voltage-gated calcium channel activity.